AUGUUGGAUUGCCUGAGUGCUCAGGCGUGCGUGUACUUGGCCAGUGCUUUGACGCUGCUUCGUGCCGUAGGAUGCUUGUGUGCAGUUGACGCACACCAGAACUUGAUCGUGGCUGGAACGCCCCUAGGGGCUCAUCUACAGGUGUUCGCGACAUGUUUAGCUUUGGCGGGAGUGCCUACCCUGAUUAUGGCGAACUUUGGCAUACACUGGCAUGUCGGCCUGUAUGUAAGACGGUUUGUGCAUUAUCUCGUCGGGUGCCUGACGUUUGAUGCGUUCAUCGCCAUCUUGUUGCCAAUGGGCAACAACAUGUGCUCCGCCCUCUCGAAUCCAUAUGUCUUGCAGUCAGGCCGCAUUUUUGUUUGUAGCUUCAUCAAUGCUGCCUAUGCAUUCUGGGCAGUUGUUUUCAUUCUGCUUGAAGUCCAGAUUGUACGAAAGGUGCACGAGCAAGCAUUGCUGGUGGAGCAGGGUGAGUUUGCGGAGUUGCUGCGCUACGAGAGAAAGCCGGCUGACAUCAACGUCUUUGCAGCUGGCUGA
This is a messenger RNA of Symbiodinium natans, 534 nucleotides long. Lineage: Eukaryota; Dinophyceae; Suessiales; Symbiodiniaceae. The record is from the annotation of a GenBank genome assembly.